AUGGCUCCCGAAGAUGACACUCGCACUCCAACGUUGAUGCUAGAGGUACAAGAUGCCCCAUGCGAAGAAGAGAACAUGGAGUAUCCCACCGGCUUCCAAUUCCUUGUCGUGCUCCUUGCCAUGUGUAUGUCGUUGAUCCUCACUGGUUUGGAUUUCAAUAUGAUCGCAACAGCGUUACCAACUAUUACCACGCAUUUUGGAACCAUUGCAGACGUUGAGUACAGUCGCUUGACCUCCUGCUCGUUUCAAUUCAUGUUUGGCAAGCUGUACCAUCUAUUCUUAGUCAAACACGUGUUCCUUGUCUCAAUCGUCAUUUUCGAGAUAGGGUCGUUGAUUGCCGGUGUAGCACCCACUUCCGCCGCGCUGGUUCUGGGGCGUGCGAUAUCUGGUAUGGGCUGCGCAGGUAUCAUCUCUGGAGUCUUCACCAUGGUAGUGCAGAGCUUUCCGCUUCGUCAUCGUCCAUUUUUCACUGGCAUCGCGGCUGGGGUUGAGGGUGCGUCGGCGACUGUAGCCCCACUACUUGGGGGGGCAUUGACCGAUUCUAUUUCAUGGAGAUGGUGUUUCUAUAUCAACCUGCCCAUUGGGGGCUUGUCCUUCCUAUUGAUCUUAUUUUUCUUCCAAGACCCUCAGAAGAACGCCCGUGUAAACCUUCCAUGGGGAGAAAAGCUUCGCCAACUUGAUCUCCUCGGAACGAGCAUCUUUGUGCCCUCUAUCACGUCUUUGUUGCUAGCCCUACAAUGGGGUGGCUCCAAGUACGGAUGGGGAAACGCACGGAUCAUUGUUCUCUUCAUAUUGAUGGCUGUUCUUCUGGGUGCAUUCAUGUGGCAGGAAAGGAGAAGAGGUGACAACGCCCUGCUUCCGGGGCGAAUCAUAAGGCGUCGCAGCUUGCUCGCGGGGAUGUGGUUUUCCUUUUGCAACAAUUCCACACUCUCCGUUUUCGAGUAUUAUAUACCAACCUAUUUCCAAGUCGUUCGUGGUGUAUCCGCCACGGUAUCCGGUGUGCUGAGCCUUCCCAUUGCGAUCGGUGUGCCUGUUGCUGUCAUGUGUGGAAGCUCCGCCACCAGUCUUCUGGGAUACUAUACCCCGUUCAUGAUUGUUACCGGGAUAUUGACACCCAUUGCGGCGGGUUUGCUAACAACACUGUCAGUGAAGCAGUCCCUGGCCUCUCUUCUCUGCUACCAGGCGCUCCUAGGCGUAGGUGCCGGUGUGGGCUUUCAAGGCCCUCAGGUCGCAGCCCAGACUAUUUUACCAGUCAAUGAUUCCCCGAUGGGCAUUGCUGUGGUCAUCUUUGCUCAGAACUUCGGACCGGCUCUCUUCGUCUCUAUCGCGCAGACUAUAUUCACGGGACAGCUGCUCACGCGUUUGGGGCCGUUGUUGCCCAACCUAGACACGUACUCGUUGUCAUCCUUGGGAAUGUCCGAUUUGGAGAAGUAUAUCCCUUCCGCUGAUAUUCCCCAUGUGAUUGAGGGCUACGAUAAGGCGUUAACGACGGCUUUCUUCCUCCCUGUCGGCUUAUCUUGUGCCAGUAUGAUUGGAGCGCUGGGGAUGGAGUGGAGGAGCGUGAAGCGAAAAGAUGCUUGA
Molecule: messenger RNA, 1581 nt
Organism: Aspergillus bombycis
Lineage: Eukaryota; Fungi; Ascomycota; Eurotiomycetes; Eurotiales; Aspergillaceae
Product: MDR family MFS transporter
Exons: 5
Coding region: 1-1581 (526 amino acids)
Biological process (GO): transmembrane transport
Molecular function (GO): transmembrane transporter activity
Source: RefSeq, a predicted model, not a curated record